AUCAUUUUUUUUUUUUUUUUGAGGAAAGGUAAUUAGUAAUGCAUUAGGGAAACUGCCAUACGACAUCUACAUCCAAAUCUUAUCCAAAAGGAUAAGAGUAACAGACAAAGAAAAGAACAAAUUGGAGAAGCAAAGCAAAGUAGACCCGAUGCAUAGGAGGAAGGGAGGUGAAGUCACUCAAGCAACCUGUGGUCAACCGAUCCAGCCAUGGGACACCCUUCAAUUAAUCUACUCCGGAGAGGAUGGCAUGAAAUCUCCAGGACGCCAUGGUAGAGAUCUAGGUCGACGGUGUCCAAAUUUGGAAAAUCAGCGAGCACUUACCACCAGGACGCCAUGGUAGAGAUUUAGGUCGACGGUGUCCAAAUUUGGAAAAUCAACGAGCACUUACCAAGAUCUGCAGGAUAGAGCCGAGGGUCGCCUGAUCUGAAAAACAUAAACUAUACAAGAACACAAAGCAAAACAAAACAACUAGAAAAACAGGAAAACCAAAAGGGAUCAUCGGAAAGGGACCCAAAAGCCGACAGAUUCGGAAGGGUCAUCGGAGGAGGGAGCACAGGGCGGCUCUAGCAUGCUUGAGCAACCGGGAAGCCCGACGGCUCAAGCAUCAAAACCUCGGAAGCUCAAAAGCUUCCGCGCAAAACCAACGCAGCACCAAAGAAGGGAGGCAGAAACAGGAGAGAAGGGAGAGAAAAGGGGGAGAAAAGGGGGAUCCACCAUCUUUUUAAGUUUUUGUAUUUUUGACUUAAAUUAUAAUUUAAAACUUAAAUUAAAAAUCAAUAACCGGUUGAACUGGUUGGAUGAAUUGAUUCAACCAAUUGACUCGGACCUGAUGGUCACAACGGGCCAACCACCGGACCGGGCUCAAAAACAUCGCUCUACCACUUAAACAGAGGAGUACAUGUCUUUGGGGAGCCACCGGAGAGCAUUAUUUCAUUGAUGACAGCUAAUAUGUUAGGCAUUUGGAGGCCUAGGGCCAUCAGACCAAUUCAGUGAGCUUUCUCACUGUCCUUUGUACCAAAAAAAUUUAAGUUUUCGUUUCUUUGAGACAUUGACAUAACGUCUCAGUGAAUGGAUGUGGCAAUCUGUGCAUUGUUCCGUCAAAAUUUAAAUGACGUCAAGUUUGCAUUUUAAUGGUAUAGAAACAAUUGACAUUAUGUGAUGAGAUAAACUGUGUCUUGAUUAUUGAUCAAGCAAUAAUCAAGACAGGUUCCACCAAGAAAAGUUUCAGGAGCUUGAAAGUGCAAU
Molecule: messenger RNA, 1245 nt
Organism: Rubroshorea leprosula
Lineage: Eukaryota; Viridiplantae; Streptophyta; Magnoliopsida; Malvales; Dipterocarpaceae
Source: the annotation of a GenBank genome assembly